AUGACAGUUGAGUGCAAAAAGAAUGAAGUUGUGUUACACUUCCCUUGCCAGAACUUACCUCUGGUCAACCUGAAUGAGCCUAUCAAAGAAUCAGUCAAAAAUACUGAGUGGUUAGGCUCAUUCAGGUUGACCAGAGAAAGGACGUUGGUGAAUUCCGCGAGUGGGAAUUUUGCCCAAACCCAACAACACUCAACAACACCACCAUCACCACCCUCUUGCUCACCCACCACGAACACAUCGCCUUGUCACCACCAUUGCCUUGUCAAUAGUGACCACCACGACCACAAUGGACAACAACAACACGCAACAACAACAACAAUGGGCCAUGACAGACAACAACAACAAACAACCACGGCACACAACAACGACCCCACCCACGGACAUGACAACCACCCACGAACCACGAGCGCCCACCGACAUGACAAACAAGAAAGACGAGGGACAGUGAUGACCCCCUCCCACCUGCCAACGACGACCAUAACACCCACCACCACAAACGAUGCCCGCCGCCCACGAAAAACACCCAGCACACCCAAACGACGACCGCCGCCCACGAAAAACACCCAGCGCCCACAAACGACAUCCGCCACCCAUGCAAAUGAUGACCACCGCCCUCGAAAAACACCCCGCCUAUGUGUGCAAAUGACAUGGCACCCACGAAACAACAACUCCCUCUCUCCCUCCCUCCCUCUCUCCCUCCCUCUCUCUCUCCCUCCAUCCUUCUCUCUCUCCCUCCCUCCCUCCCUCUCUUCCUCCCUCUCUUCCUCCCUCCCUCCCUCUCUUCCUCUCUCCACCUCUCUCACCCCCUCCCCCCUCCAUCAUUUCACUUCACUCACUUCCCCUCCUUCCAUAGCUCUCUCCCUCCACCACUCCCUCCACCACUCCCUCCAUCACUCCACCACUCCCACCAUCACUCCACCACUCCCUCCCUCUCCCUCAUUACAUUAG
Messenger RNA from Laccaria bicolor S238N-H82, 948 nucleotides. RefSeq lists its product as uncharacterized. The coding region runs from base 1 to 948 and encodes 315 amino acids. The transcript is spliced from 6 exons. The record is from RefSeq and is a predicted model, not a curated record. Lineage: Eukaryota; Fungi; Basidiomycota; Agaricomycetes; Agaricales; Hydnangiaceae.